Molecule: messenger RNA, 897 nt
Organism: Paramecium tetraurelia
Lineage: Eukaryota; Ciliophora; Oligohymenophorea; Peniculida; Parameciidae
Exons: 4
Source: RefSeq, a predicted model, not a curated record
AUGCAAUUUUAGAAACAGUUACUCAAAAAUACUCUCGAAGAACAGCAACAGUAUCGACAAUAAUAACAAUAGGAUCAAAAAAGAAGAGUAAUCGAACAAGAGCAAUAAAUACUCCAAGAACAAGCAAAAGCCUUGGAGUAUGAUGAGCUCUAGCGCAAAUAAAUAUAAAAGAUAAAAUAAAGAGAAUUAAGUGAAGCCUAUGAAUAAAGCAUCAACUAAAAAAAAUAAAAUCAAAACAUAAUCAAAUAAAAAUAAAUCUAAGAUGAAUACAACCUUGUCUCUCAAGCAUAAUAAUAUUAGGAAAUGUAGAAGCAAUAGAAAAUGCUAUAAUAAUAUCAAAUGAAAUAAAUCGCUUAAGCAUCUAUGGAUGAUAAAAUGAGAAAAAUUAUGCAAUAAAAGGAAUUGCAAGAGCAAGACAAAAUUAAGGAAUAACUUAAUUAAAGAGAUGAAGAAUUUAGAAUAACAGAAAAGCAAAAAUAAUAUAGAGAUUAUUAUAGACAAGUAGCAGAGUAAUAGGAUAAAAUGCAAAAAAACUUUGCAGAUAAGAUUGGUAGUGAUAAAUAAUACUAAAUUGAAAAUAUGAUUAAUAGAGGAAUCGAAAAUGUAUAAUAUAAAGAAGAGAUGGAAGCCCAGUAAAAAAAAUAAAGUUAACUAUAUAAUAAAUAAAUGAUGAGAGAUUCAUUGUAAAAAUAAAUCUUUGAAAAGGAGUAAAGUACUAAAAAUCAAAAUGGUUCGUAAGUUAUGAGCAAUGGGUUUAGAAGCAUUGAAAACAAUUAAAUUGAUCCUUCAGUACACAAUCCUCUCUUAAAUCCAAUUCCAGGAUAUAAUUAGAACCCAUACUUAAAUUAGCGAAGUUCGUUGGGUACAUAUGGAAAUUAAGUACUUAAAAUGUAUUGA